AUGUUCCGACGCGACACGUCCGGCCCCAUGGACGUAGACAGCAUGGACCCCAUGGCUCGUCUUGCAGAGUUUGCAGAGCCGCCGCGGAAGCGCCCGCACGCCGACCUCUCCGCGCCGCAGAGCAGCGGCUCGUCCUCGUUCCGUUUCGGGCCGAACACGCCGUUCCUCUUCCAUGCGACAGCGCCCAUGCCACCGACGCGGAAGUGGGAGCCGUACGAUCCCCAGCGCUGGGCUGGCACCGACUUCGGGAUGGGGAGCGCGACCUCGGGCGUGGUGGACGUGGACAUGGAUGGCGAGGCCGCUCCGGCCGCUCCGGCUGCUCCGGCAGGAGUUUCCGGGGUGGGUGAGACCGCCGGUGCACACUCUGAGUUUGCCGGCUCCGUUAAUGGCGGAGGAGGAGAGGAGGGACCGGCCAGCCCGAAACCGAAGCCGAAGGGCAAGCCGAAGCAGCGCAAGAAGGUCACGGUCGAGGACGACGAGGACGGCGAGGAGCGGCAUAUCGCCACGGGCGCCAUUACGCGGGUCAGGCGGAGGCGGAAGGAGUGGGCGCGCCGCGGCGCCGGCGACGAGGUCGGGCCGACGUACAACCUCCAUCUCGGGCCGAACGGGACGCAACACCGCGAUAUCCCCGGUAUUCUUCUUGGGCAAUUCAUCUUCAACCUCUCCCUAGUGUUGUUCUUCCUGUAUCUCGCGCUGCAGUUCAUCAUCGCGAUCCGGCGCGACGUAUCAGAGCGCAUCGACGAGUACAGUGUGGAGAUUCUGCAGGAGAUCGCACAAUGCACCCAAGCCUACGUCACGAACCGGUGCGAGCCCGCCACGCGUGUGCCGGCGAUGGAACAGGCGUGUUCAGCCUGGGAGACGUGCAUGAACCGGGACCCGAAGGUGGUCGGCCGAGCGAGGGUGGGCGCCGAGACGUUUGCGGACAUUAUCAACUCCUUCGUGGACAGUAUCAGUCUCAAGACGAUGCUGUUCUCGACGCUCAUGAUUGGACUGCUUGUUGUGCUUACCAACUCGGCCUUGUUUAACCUCAGAGCAAAGCAGGAACUCGUCCAUCAGCGCGAACUGCAUCAGCACAAGCUGGCUCAAGUGGGCAUGCCGCAGUAUCCAUACUACCACCUUCCUCCCGGCGCUCAGCAGUAUGGAGGACAGCCGGGCCUCCCACCCCCGGCUAGUCCUAGUGGACAGCCGCUCGGCCUUGCUCCCCCGCCUGGCCAGCAGCCUGAGGAGCCCAAGAAGUCCAAGUGGCUCAAAUGGUAG
Molecule: messenger RNA, 1257 nt
Organism: Trichosporon asahii var. asahii CBS 2479
Lineage: Eukaryota; Fungi; Basidiomycota; Tremellomycetes; Trichosporonales; Trichosporonaceae
Product: nuclear membrane protein,putative
Exons: 3
Coding region: 1-1257 (418 amino acids)
Biological process (GO): lipid homeostasis; nuclear envelope organization
Cellular component (GO): nuclear envelope; nuclear membrane
Source: RefSeq, a predicted model, not a curated record